ACCUGCGCAAGGUACUCAAAGAACAGGCGGCUGAGGCAAAAAAGAGUCAUUUCGGAAAGGAAACUGACACGUUAUUUUGUGGAUCACCGGAAAGUGCGUGUGGUUGGAGGACAAGGAGGAGGAGGAGGUCAUUCUUUUUAUAGUGAACCCAGAAAAAUAUUUGGAGGUCCUGAUGGUGGAAAUGGAGGUGAUGGGGGUCAUGUCAUUUUGAAAGCUGACCAGCAAAUGAAAUCACUUUCUUCAGUCCUCCCCUUCUAUCAGGGUUUUCAUGGAGAGAAAGGAGGAAGCAAAAACUGUUACGGAGCUAAUGGUGCAUACAUGUAUGUUAAAGUCCCUGUAGGUACAUUGGUUAAGGAGGAUGGGAAAGUUGUGGCUGACCUCACUCAACAUGGUGAAGAGUAUGUUGCAGCUUAUGGAGGAGCUGGAGGGAAAGGUAAUCGCUUUUUUCUUUCCAAUGAAAACCGAGCUCCAACAUUAUUUACUCCAGGAGAGCCAGGUCAGGAAAGGGUCCUCCAUCUGGAACUCAAGACAACAGCUCAUGCAGGAUUGGUGGGCUUUCCCAAUGCUGGCAAAUCAUCGCUUUUGAGAGCAAUCUCCAGUGCAAAGCCAGCAGUGGCUGCCUACCCAUUCACAACCCUAAAUCCCCAUGUCGGCAUUGUGCGCUAUCAAGACUAUGAACAAGUAGCAGUUGCUGACAUUCCUGGCCUAAUAAAAGGUGCUCAUCAAAACAGGGGCCUCGGGAUGGCCUUCCUAAGGCACAUUGAACGCUGCCACUUUCUCUUAUAUGUGGUGGAUCUCUCUGUGUCUCAGCCAUGGAUUCAGCUGCAAGACUUAAAAUACGAACUGGAACAAUAUAAAAAAGGAUUGUCUCAGAGGCCUUGUGUUGUCAUCGGGAAUAAGAUUGACCUUGCUCAGUCCAGGAUCAAUCUGCCACUCCUUAAAGAACAGAUAGAUGACCGGGUCAUUGCAUUGUCUGCAUUGACAGGAGACAACCUAGAGGAACUGUUGUUGCAUUUGAGAGAACUGUAUGACACUUAUGUGAAGACAGAACAAUCACGAGGGCAAAGCCCAGUCAAGUGGUAGGAACCGGAACUGCUGUGAACUGUACUGGAAAGAGAAGAAAAAGCGUAAUUUGAUUAGAUUGCAUCUGUGUGGUUUUGGGUUUUUUAUGUUGGUUUGUUUUUUUUUUUAAAUGCAAGGAGCACAGCAUGUGGAUUUGUUCUGGACUGCUGCAUUGGAAGGAUCUUGUUUGUUUGUUCACCUUUGAGGUGUCUCAGGUGUUUUACAACAAAACUUGAUAAUUGUAAUAAUGAUGGGUGCUGAAUUGGAUACCUGGAUCUUGUUUGGCAUUAGACAGUUAAUUAUGGAAUGAAGAGAAUGCUGUCUAAUAGAAAUGACUGAAAUGCAGGAUCUGCCAGAGAUGCUGGCUUGCUUUCUGAAUCGGAGUGAAGUGACUUCUCAAUUUUCACUAAUCAAAAAUUCUGAAAUAAAAAUAAGUUGGUCCCAUGUUUAUCUGUUUUCAUACCAUAACCUCUUUCAGUCAUCUUCUCUUAAGCUUUUCUCCUGUUGGGUUUUGUUUUGUUUUUUUUUCUCAGAGGAGGCCCAGCUGCUCAGUAUUUUUAGGGAGGUGGAGCAUGAAACAGCUGCAAUUAAUGAUUGAAAUUAUUUCCUCGUUAGUAUAAAUAAUUAACUAUCUUUAAAUGCUGGCAGCAGCUAAGUAGCUGUAUAAACUAGCCAGGGAACAGUCAUUUGAGACUCAUUUCUGAGUGCUCCAGUUUUCUUGAGGAAUCUCAAGCAAUGUUCUGAGAACUCCUAGGCUUAGAUAUUCCAAAUAAAAGAAAAGUAUGGUUC
Messenger RNA from Aptenodytes forsteri (emperor penguin), 1851 nucleotides. RefSeq names its product mitochondrial ribosome associated GTPase 2 (gene MTG2). The transcript has 6 exons. Gene Ontology annotation, cellular component: mitochondrion. NCBI's taxonomy places the organism in Eukaryota, Metazoa, Chordata, Aves, Sphenisciformes, Spheniscidae. The coding region runs from base 226 to 1083 and encodes 285 amino acids. Gene Ontology annotation, molecular function: magnesium ion binding; GTPase activity; GTP binding. The record is from RefSeq and is a predicted model, not a curated record.